AUGUCCGGUGACGUCAGCAGAAUGAUGUUUGACGAUUUUGGUAUAGAUUUAAUUGAACUUCAAAAUAGGAUAUUAGAAUUAGAAAAACAAUUGAAAAAUGAUAAUUUGGAACUUCCGCCGAUAUUCAGCGAUCUCAAGUCACAGGUUGAAAAUUUUCGCAACAAACUCGAAACGACGGAAAGGUAUAAGAAAAUCGAAUUGCAAAAGGAACCAUUUUGUCAAAGGUAUCAAUAUAGGAGAACGAGUAGCGAGAGAGGGCGGAAAAUUCGAGAAAAAUUUUUAAACGUUUGCGAGAAAGAAAUCAGCAAACCGAUAAUCGAAUGGCUCAAACAACCAUCGUUCGAUUCGAUGCAAUACGAAGACGAAGAAAUUCUUUUGUUUCUCCAGCACAUGUUCCUGGAAUUGGGUUUGGUAAAAAAAUUCGACAUACGGUUGCCGACUUUGAGAAAUUUCCUAUACGAAGUUUAUAAAAAUUAUAACGAAGUACCUUUUCAUAAUUUUCGCCAUUGUUUUUGCGUCGCGCAAAUGAUGUACGUCAUAAUGUGGACCGUGGACAUACCGAAAAAAAUGGGAGAUUUGGACGCAUUGAUAUUGUUGACGUCAUCGAUUUGCCACGAUUUAGAUCAUCCGGGAUAUAAUAAUAUAUAUCAGAUAAAUGCGAGAACGGAAUUGGCUUUGCUUUAUAACGAUAUAUCGCCAUUGGAAAAUCAUCAUUGUUCCGUCGCGUUUAGAAUAUUGGAAAAUCCGGAUUGUAACAUAUUCGCAUCCAUGGAUAAAGAAACUUUCAAAGAAGUUCGCGAAGGAAUAAUCAGAUGCAUACUUGCGACGGACAUGGCGAGACACAACGAAAUAUUGACACAGUUCAAAGACGUCACUUCCGAAUUUGAUUUUUCAAAUAAAGGUCAUAAAAAUUUACUAUCGAUGAUAUUGAUUAAAGUGGCGGACAUAUCGAACGAAGCAAGGCCGAUGAAAGUUGCCGAACCGUGGUUGGACAGGUUACUCACGGAAUUUUUCAAACAGAGCGACGCGGAAAAACAAGAAGGUCUUCCGGUGACUCCAUUCAUGGACAGAGACAAAGUCACGAAACCCUCGUCCCAGUGCAGUUUUAUCGGUUUCGUUUUGCUUCCCCUUUUCGAAGCAUUGGGAGAUUUGUUUCCCGUACUCCAGGAUUUAAUAAUAGCGCCUGCCAAAAACGCUCUGGAGUAUUAUAAAAGAUUGAACGAAGCUGCCAAAGAUGAAAGGAUACGUAGAAAAUCCGUCGUGGAUGCGACGAAUGCGGAAAACGGGGAAGAAGUUGACAAUCCGGGAAUGGUCAAAUCGGGGAGUGCUCACAGCGUGAGAAGCAGACGAAGUUUUUGCAAUUCUUGCACUCAGAAAAGUAGAUCUUCCGAAGAGUUUGAAAUCGAUUCGGGUCCGCCAUUAUCUCCGGAAGGAAUUUUGGAAUUUUUAGAAGAUUUAGAAAACGUCGACGAAGAGGAAGAAUUCGAUGAAGAUUUCGAAGAUGAGCCCGUGACGGAAGUUGAAGUUUCGGAGAAAACGUUGAAAUUUAAAAUUUCAACCGAGGGAACGUCUACGAAUUUCGUACCGAGAAAAAGUUUUUCGGGUAGCCGAAAAGGGAGCAAAGAAAGGAAUCAGUAUUCGGAAAACGAACCGGAUUGGUCGAAAAUGAUAAGAGGAGAAGAUGGUAAAUUCCUUAAGAGAAGCAUCACGUCGGACACUAUGAGUUCGGGUAAGGGAAGUUCGGACUCUGACAAAUUGUCGGGUGAUAAAACUAGUCGAAAAGGUAGUAGCGGAGAUUCGGAAAAGGGAGACGAUGUAUAUAAUAAAUUAUCGAGGGGAACGCCGAAAGCGAAUAAUUUUCACAAUAAUAAAAACAAAUACGAGUACAGGAGGAAAUCGUUGGCCGUCGUCGAAAAGCCGCGACUUAGCGAACAUUGGCAACAUUCGAGAAGGAGCAGCGUGUCGAACGCAAUGGAAAAAAACAACAAAAGGGAAAACGUUGUCGUCGCUCCGCCCCAGAAACCUCCUCCGUUGACCGUGACGUCAAUCGAAAUAGUUAAAGUAGUACAAGAUGAAAAAAAGAAUAAAUUGAAAGACGAUGAAUCGAUAUUAUCGAACGCGUUGAACGAAACGCGAACGGGAGAUAACCGUUACUCGCGAGAAUUCGAAACGUCCUGUUGGGGUUUGCAAAAUUUAAAAAAAGACACGACGACGUUCAAUCAUCAAAAUCAAACGGUCGUCAUAAACAGCAUAUUGAAGAAUUCGUUGCAAUCGAGCGUAUCGUCCAAAUCCGAAGAUAAUUUAGUCAUAACGACGUCGAAAAAAAAAACGACCGGAAAUUCAUUGGCGAACAAUUUGAACGCGUCCAAAACGGAAGAAAGCAUUGAAAAACAAUUUUCCGGAAAAGGUGGAGGUGGAGGAGGCGGCGGAGGUGGAGGCGGAGAUAAAAAAAGAAAACUCGGGAGCAACGGUCAUUUGUUUUUUUUAAACCGGUUGAAACACAUUAAAGAUAAAAUAACUUCCGGUCGCGAGAGUGACGGAGGAAACGCGGAGAACAACGGGUCAAACGUCGGUAACAAAACUUCCGGUUUACAAACGAGUUGUGAAAAUCAAUUUUGUUUAAAAGAGUGCGCCGAUGACGGAACGGCGGAAACCGUUGAAAAAUCUAGAACUCUCGGCAAGGGUAAAAAACAACUUCUACAGAACAGAACGUCCGGAAGAAUGAGAAAAGGUUGGAAAGUACUCAUUGGUAGUAAAUCCGACGGUACUUCGUCCUCUUCGUUGGACGUUCCCUCGUCGCCGGGAAGUCCGAGUCCGGUUCAUUCGGAAAAAACGAGAAGGAAAUCGUCCGCGGAAGAAUUGAAAUCGACGAGGUAUAAAUUUUUUGACGCGACACCGGUGAGCGGGGAAAAAAAAAAACCGUCCUCUACCGCCACGACCACCACUACGGCCACGACUACCACCAUGACGUGGAUGUCGAGUCCGAAAAAAUCAAGUUUCCUCGGUAAGAUCGGUAAAAGCGAAGAUGAUUCGAGUUACGGUCGUCAUCAUCAUCAUCAUCAUCACCAUCAUCACAACAUAUUAAACAGUUUGACAUCGAGUUUUCGGUUGAAGAAAAGCGGCGGAACCGGAAAUAAAAACGAUGAAGACAACAAUGGCGCCGCCGGUUCUUCCAGUUUCGCAAGAGAAGGCUCUAAACCAAAUUAG
This is a messenger RNA of Pediculus humanus corporis (human body louse), 3207 nucleotides long. Its product is annotated as calcium/calmodulin-dependent 3',5'-cyclic nucleotide phosphodiesterase, putative. The transcript has 9 exons. Gene Ontology annotation, biological process: cGMP catabolic process. Gene Ontology annotation, molecular function: 3',5'-cyclic-GMP phosphodiesterase activity. Bases 1 to 3207 code for a protein of 1068 amino acids. Lineage: Eukaryota; Metazoa; Arthropoda; Insecta; Psocodea; Pediculidae. The record is from RefSeq and is a predicted model, not a curated record.